Molecule: messenger RNA, 2328 nt
Organism: Salvia splendens (bonfire salvia)
Lineage: Eukaryota; Viridiplantae; Streptophyta; Magnoliopsida; Lamiales; Lamiaceae
Product: glycine-rich cell wall structural protein 1.8-like
Exons: 3
Coding region: 1-2328 (775 amino acids)
Source: RefSeq, a predicted model, not a curated record
AUGGCGGUGGCGAUGCAGGAGGAGAGGGGGGUGGAGAACUUUGAGGAGGACGAGAAGGUGGUGGUGGGGAACGCAAAGGUGGAGAUUUUGGUGGGGAACGUGGAGGGGGGUGGAGAACUUUUAGGAGGACGAGAAGGUGGUGGUGGGGAACGCAAAGGUGGAGAUUUUGGUGGGGAACGUGGAGGUGGAGGAGAUCGUGUUGGUGAAGAUGGCGGUGGCGAUGCAGGAGGAGAGGGGGGUGGAGAACUUUUAGGCGGACGAGAAGGUGGUGGUGGGGAACGCAAAGGUGGAGAUUUUGGUGGGGAACGUGGAGGUGGAGGAGAUCGUGUUGGUGAAGAUGGCGGUGGCGAUGCAGGAGGAGAGGGGGGUGGAGAACUUUUAGGAGGACGAGAAGGUGGUGGUGGGGAACGCAAAGGUGGAGAUUUUGGUGGGGAACGUGGAGGUGGAGGAGAUCGUGUUGGUGAAGAUGGCGGUGGCGAUGCAGGAGGAGAGGGGGGUGGAGAACUUUUAGGAGGACGAGAAGGUGGUGGUGGGGAACGCAAAGGUGGAGAUUUUGGUGGGGAACGUGGAGGUGGAGGAGAUCGUGUUGGUGAAGAUGGCGGUGGCGAUGCAGGAGGAGAGGGGGGUGGAGAACUUUUAGGAGGACGAGAAGGUGGUGGUGGGGAACGCAAAGGUGGAGAUUUUGGUGGGGAACGUGGAGGUGGAGGAGAUCGUGUUGGUGAAGAUGGCGGUGGCGAUGCAGGAGGAGAGGGGGGUGGAGAACUUUUAGGCGGACGAGAAGGUGGUGGUGGGGAACGCAAAGGUGGAGAUUUUGGUGGGGAACGUGGAGGUGGAGGAGAUCGUGUUGGUGAAGAUGGCGGUGGCGAUGCAGGAGGAGAGGGGGGUGGAGAACUUUUAGGAGGACGAGAAGGUGGUGGUGGGGAACGCAAAGGUGGAGAUUUUGGUGGGGAACGUGGAGGUGGAGGAGAUCGUGUUGGUGAAGAUGGCGGUGGCGAUGCAGGAGGAGAGGGGGGUGGAGAACUUUUAGGAGGACGAGAAGGUGGUGGUGGGGAACGCAAAGGUGGAGAUUUUGGUGGGGAACGUGAAGGUGGAGGAGAUCGUGUUGGUGAAGAUGGCGGUGGCGAUGCAGGAGGAGAGGGGGGUGGAGAACUUUUAGGAGGACGAGAAGGUGGUGGUGGGGAACGCAAAGGUGGAGAUUUUGGUGGGGAACGUGGAGGUGGAGGAGAUCGUGUUGGUGAAGAUGGCGGUGGCGAUGCAGGAGGAGAGGGGGGUGGAGAACUUUUAGGAGGACGAGAAGGUGGUGGUGGGGAACGCAAAGGUGGAGAUUUUGGUGGGGAACGUGGAGGUGGAGGAGAUCGUGUUGGUGAAGAUGGCGGUGGCGAUGCAGGAGGAGAGGGGGGAGGAGAGGGGGGUGGAGAACUUUUAGGAGGACGAGAAGGUGGUGGUGGGGAACGCAAAGGUGGAGAUUUUGGUGGGGAACGUGGAGGUGGAGGAGAUCGUGUUGGUGAAGAUGGCGGUGGCGAUGCAGGAGGAGAGGGGGGUGGAGAACUUUUAGGCGGACGAGAAGGUGGUGGUGGGGAACGCAAAGGUGGAGAUUUUGGUGGGGAACGUGGAGGUGGAGGAGAUCGUGUUGGUGAAGAUGGCGGUGGCGAUGCAGGAGGAGAGGGGGGUGGAGAACUUUUAGGAGGACGAGAAGGUGGUGGUGGGGAACGCAAAGGUGGAGAUUUUGGUGGGGAACGUGGAGGUGGAGGAGAUCGUGUUGGUGAAGAUGGCGGUGGCGAUGCAGGAGGAGAGGGGGGUGGAGAACUUUUAGGAGGACGAGAAGGUGGUGGUGGGGAACGCAAAGGUGGAGAUUUUGGUGGGGAACGUGGAGGUGGAGGAGAUCGUGUUGGUGAAGAUGGCGGUGGCGAUGCAGGGGGAGAGGGGGGUGGAGAACUUUUAGGAGGACGAGAAGGUGGUGGUGGGGAACGCAAAGGUGGAGAUUUUGGUGGGGAACGUGGAGGUGGAGGAGAUCGUGUUGGUGAAGAUGGCGGUGGCGAUGCAGGAGGAGAGGGGGGUGGAGAACUUUUAGGCGGACGAGAAGGUGGUGGUGGGGAACGCAAAGGUGGAGAUUUUGGUGGGGAACGUGGAGGUGGAGGAGAUCGUGUUGGUGAAGAUGGCGGUGGCGAUGCAGGAGGAGAGGGGGGUGGAGAACUUUUAGGAGGACGAGAAGGUGGUGGUGGGGAACGCAAAGGUGGAGAUUUUGGUGGGGAACGUGGAGGUGGAGGAGAUCGUGUUGGUGAAGAUGGCGGUGGCGAUGCAGGAGGAGAGGGGGGUGGAGAACUUUGA